This is a messenger RNA of Staurois parvus, 437 nucleotides long. The record is from the annotation of a GenBank genome assembly. Lineage: Eukaryota; Metazoa; Chordata; Amphibia; Anura; Ranidae.
AGGGAUUGGCAGAGAGGGAUAGAGGACACUGAGUGGAGGCCAGUGGAGGGAUUGGCAGAGAGGGAUAGAGGACACUGAGUGGAGGCCAAGUGGAGGGAUUGGCAGAGAAGGAUGGAGGACACUGAGUGGAGGCCAGUGGAGGGAUUGGCAGAGAGGGGUGGAGGACACUGAGUGGAGGCAAGUGGAGGGAUUGGCAGAGAGACUGAGUGGAGGCCAUGGAGGACUGGCACUGGAGGACACUGAGUGGAGGCCAGUGGAGGGAUCGGCAGAGAGGGAUGGAGGACACUGAGUGGAGGUCAGUGAGGGAUUGGCAGAGAGGGGUGGAGGACACUGAGUGGAGGCCAGUGGAGGGAUUGGCAGAGAGGGAUGGCAGAUACAGAACAGUUAGUAAGGUGGAGAGAUUGGAUUUGAGGGUGAAAGAACUGAUGGGAGUCGAG